UUUUUUGCUCUAUAUAUGCCUGAUUUUAUUUUUUUACCUGGCCAUUUUUGUCUGCACAUUCCAUUGAGCUACAAAUUCCUGCUUGUCAUUGAUCGAAGUACUCUUUUCAUCUUAUAUUCAUCUCAGGUGUUCUCCACUGCAGCUGACAAUCAGACCCAGGUAGGUGUCCGUGUCCUCCAGGGCGAGCGUGAGAUGGCUUCCGACAACAAACUCCUUGGCGAAUUCGAGCUUGUUGGCAUUCCUCCAGCACCGCGAGGCUUGCCCCAGAUCGAGGUGACGUUCGACAUCGAUGCAAAUGGAAUUGUAACCGUCUCAGCCAAAGAUAAGGCGACCGGAAAGGAGCAGCAGAUCACCAUUCGGUCCUCCGGCGGCCUUUCGGAAGACGAGAUUGAGAAGAUGGUUAAGGAGGCCGAGUUGCACUCACAGAAAGAUAAGGAGCGAAAAUCCCUCAUCGACCUCAGGAACAGCGCCGACA
Phalaenopsis equestris is the source of this 475-nucleotide messenger RNA. RefSeq names its product heat shock 70 kDa protein, mitochondrial-like. The annotation marks the transcript as partial. The transcript has a single exon. Gene Ontology annotation, biological process: cellular response to unfolded protein; protein refolding. Gene Ontology annotation, molecular function: ATP hydrolysis activity; ATP-dependent protein folding chaperone; heat shock protein binding. Gene Ontology annotation, cellular component: cytoplasm; mitochondrion. The record is from RefSeq and is a predicted model, not a curated record. NCBI's taxonomy places the organism in Eukaryota, Viridiplantae, Streptophyta, Magnoliopsida, Asparagales, Orchidaceae.